Cannabis sativa is the source of this 2451-nucleotide messenger RNA. RefSeq lists its product as uncharacterized. Bases 235 to 2268 code for a protein of 677 amino acids. The record is from RefSeq and is a predicted model, not a curated record. The transcript has 3 exons. NCBI's taxonomy places the organism in Eukaryota, Viridiplantae, Streptophyta, Magnoliopsida, Rosales, Cannabaceae. Gene Ontology annotation, molecular function: protein binding.
ACAUAUAUAUACACACACAACACAUAUAUAUAUAUACACAAACAUAUACCAUAAAUAUAUCAAAAUCAAAGAUCACAAAAACCCAGAGAUAUAACAUUGAAAAACAUUAUAGAAGAAAAAAAUUAUAUCUUUCUAUAAAUAUAAGUAAUAAUUAUAAGAAAGAAUAGAGAUUUAAAAAAAAAAAACCCUAAUUUUGAAAAAACAAACCAAAAAAAAUGAUGACAUGAGUGGAGUAUGGCUAAGGAACACGAAACGAGCGUGCAACCAUGGUGCACGUUAGAGGAACUCUUACUAGCGUGCGCCGUUAACCGGUACGGCACCAAGAACUGGGACUCCAUCGCCAUGGAAAUCUCUAACCGAACCGCCUCUGUGUAUCGGAGUCCAGACAACUGUAAAGACAGGUUUGAUGAACUCAAACGACGUUUCAUUUCGCGAAACGACGAUGAUGAAUCGACGAUGGUUGAUGAACUGAAGAAGAUUCGUGUCGAGGAGCUCCGCCGCGAGGUUCGGCGACGCGACGUUUCGAUCGUGUCGUUGGAGUUGAAGGUGAAGAGAUUGGAGGAAGAGAGAGAGAAGAGCUUGAAAGAAGAAAACGAAGAUAAGAUCAAUCUUGAAGAAAACGAACGUAGAUUGAACUCACCGGAGAAGAAGAAGACUAAGAAGACGACGAAGAAGAAGAAGAUCAAUCGUGCCGUGAAAUCGAAUUCCGGCGAAGAUUCCGAUUCUUGCGACCGCGAGAAUCGAUCGUACAACGAGUCUAAUUCCACCUCUCAAAAUCGACGAAACGGCGUCGUAAAAGCCGAAACGAAACCCGAACCCGAUAGAAGAAACGAUUCGGAUCCUCCGCGACCCGAGUCCGAACCCGGAAAAGUCGUUAACGGUGAUGAGAAUGAGACUAUGGCGGCGCGAGGAGAAGAUAAUACGAAACAGAGUAGCGAUGUUCAGAGCUCCAUGAGUUUAUCGAAGAGUAAACGAAGCCGUAAAGGAAGCGGCUCCGGAGCUGGAGCCGAAACCGGACCCGCCGCUGUAAGCAGUAGCGGCGGGGAGGAGCCGGAAGGUGGUGACGAGGUUUCUCCCGCCACUAAAAAUCGAGUCUCGGCUCUUAAAUCUGAGCCGUUGGUUAAAUUUCUUGGGACCAUUCGAUCUCACCGGCUCGGCUCUGUUUUCCAACGGCGGCUUCGUACCCAGGAAUCUCAAAGGUAUAAAAACAUGAUACGACAACACAUGGACCUGAGAACGAUUGAAGCUAGACUUGAUAAAGGGGUUUACUUGAAUGGUUUCCACAAGUUCUUUAGAGACCUUCUUCUUAUAUUUACCAACGCCGUCGUCUUCUACCGGAAAAUUUCGCCGGAAUAUGCCGCGGCUCAGGAGCUAAGGAGCUUAGUGUUGAAAGAAAUGAAAGCCAAGGUUGGUAAAGCUCGACCCUUUAUUGCUAAUGAUCAUAGUAAAAAAGUUGUAGUUGUAGAGAAAACAGAUUCAUCAGCUCCCAAAUCAAACAAGUCUUCUCGAUCUAUUAUAGUAACUUGUGGUAAAAGGAGUAAUAAGUCUUCUGAAGAAAAGGUUGUUGUUGUUGAUGAUGAUGAGAAGAAGAAGAUGAAGAAGAAGAAUAAGAGUAAGAGUGAGAGUAAUAAUAACAGUACUACUAGCUCUUUUGUUUCGAUUGAUGAAAAUGGUAUUAAGAAAAAGAGGAGUGAAGAAAGAGUUAUUGGGAGGAAAAAUACAAAUGAUCAGCAUGAGUUUGGAGUUAAUGAGCUUAGUUCACAUGACACUAGUAAUCUGUUGUUAGAGGUUAGUAAUAGUAAUAAUAGUAAUAAGAAUAAAGAGAAUGCCAAGAAGAAAGCUGGGGUGGCUAAUUUCUUGAAGAGAAUGAAGCAAAACUCAUCAGAUCAUAAUAAUAAUAAUAAUAAUCAUGAUCAUAAUGUUUCAGAAGAUGAUGAUAUUAUUAGUAGUGAAGAAGAAGAAGUGGAGAAGUUGAAGAAGAAGAAGAUGGUUAUGGCGAAGAAGAAGAAGAAUGGUAAUGGUAAUGUUAAAUUGGAUGAGAGAGUAGUACAAGAGAGGGUAACCCGAAAUUCGACACGUAGUAAUGAUGGGGGUAGUAGGAAGACAAGGAGAACGGUUGGGAGGCCACCGAAGAAACCGGAGAAGGAGAAGGUGACGGUGGUGGCCGCGGCCAAGACAACGGUCACUACCAAUAAUAAAAGAGGGAGAGAUAAUAGUGAGGCUGAUGUUGGGGUUGGUGGGAGGCUUAAGAAACGUUCUAGGAGAUGAUGAUGAUGAUGAAUAUUGAAUAGUAUUAUUAGUAGUGAUCAGUAGUAGUGUUAGUGUUGUAUUAUGUAUAUUAUUUAGUAGUGUGCUAUUGUUUUUUGAUCUCUUUUAUUAUUUUGACCUUUUUAUUUUUUGUUUGCUUAGCCUAAUAUAAGAAAGGAAAUUAGGAAUGAUUUUUGGGAGUCA